Molecule: messenger RNA, 1297 nt
Organism: Marmota flaviventris (yellow-bellied marmot)
Lineage: Eukaryota; Metazoa; Chordata; Mammalia; Rodentia; Sciuridae
Gene: C1qtnf4
Product: C1q and TNF related 4
Molecular function (GO): protein binding
Source: RefSeq, a predicted model, not a curated record
CUCGCGGCCUGAGCCCCCACCGCCCCGGGCAGGCCCAGCUCCACCGCAGCGCAGGCGGUCAGUGCGCAGCCCAGGCGCCCGCCUGGAGCGCGGAGCCGGAGCUCCAUCGCGGGCUCGGACAGAACCAUCCCGGUCGCCGCCAGCCAGGGGCCAUGCUGUUGCUCCUGCUGGGCCUGCUAAGCCCGGUUGCCUGCUGGGCACUGGGCCUGGCCGCUGACCCAGGCUCCUCAGAGCUGCGCUCAGCCUUCUCGGCUGCACGCACAACACCCCUGGAGGGCACUUCAGAGAUGGCAGUGACCUUCGACAAGGUGUACGUAAACAUCGGAGGCGACUUCGACGCAGCCACCGGGCAGUUCCGCUGCCGCGUGCCGGGCGCCUACUUCUUUUCCUUUACUGCCGGUAAGGCCCCGCACAAGAGCCUGUCGGUGAUGCUGGUGCGCAACCGCGACGAGGUGCAGGCUCUGGCCUUCGACGAGCAGCGGCGUCCAGGCGCCCGGCGCGCUGCCAGCCAGAGCGCCAUGCUGCAGCUCGACUACGGUGACAUGGUGUGGCUGCGGCUCCAUGGUGCGCCGCAGUACGCUCUCGGCGCGCCGGGCGCCACCUUCAGCGGCUACUUGGUGUACGCCGACGCUGAUGCCGACGCGCCUGCGCGCGGGCCGCCCGCGCCCCCCGAGCCACGCUCUGCCUUCUCGGCGGCGCGCACGCACAGCCUGGUGGGCUCGGACGCGGGCCCUGGGCCGCGGCACCGGCCGCUCGCCUUUGACACCGAGCUGGUCAACAUUGGCGGUGACUUCGACGCGGCGGCCGGCGUGUUCCGCUGCCGCCUGCCCGGCGCCUACUACUUCUCCUUCACGCUGGGCAAGCUCCCGCGCAAGACGCUCUCGGUGAAGCUGAUGAAGAACCGCGACGAGGUGCAGGCCAUGAUCUACGACGACGGCGCGUCGAGGCGCCGCGAGAUGCAGAGCCAGAGUGUGAUGCUGGCCCUGCGGCGUGGCGACGCGGUCUGGCUGCUCAGCCACGACCAUGAUGGCUACGGUGCCUACAGCAACCACGGCAAGUACAUCACCUUCUCCGGCUUCCUGGUGUACCCCGAUCUCACCCCCUCUGGCCCGCCGGGACUCGGGCCCCCGGAGCUCUGAGCCCCGACCGAUCCCAGAGGAGCCCCGGAGGGCCAAGGGGCGUGCAUGCCGAGCCGGACCGCGGCCCGAACGCCCCACCGGCGCGAGCAUGACGGCCUGCCCAGCGCGGCUGGACUCUGCCAAUAAAGUGGGCCUGCGCCGGCCAGCCCAAGAGUCUG